Kluyveromyces marxianus DMKU3-1042 is the source of this 750-nucleotide messenger RNA. It is a transcript of the gene SHE2, whose product is annotated as She2p. Gene Ontology annotation, molecular function: RNA binding. The coding region runs from base 1 to 750 and encodes 249 amino acids. NCBI's taxonomy places the organism in Eukaryota, Fungi, Ascomycota, Saccharomycetes, Saccharomycetales, Saccharomycetaceae. The transcript has a single exon. The record is from RefSeq and is a predicted model, not a curated record.
AUGAGUAUUGGUGAUAAAGGAAGUCAUCUUGUUUUAACAGAUGAGAUCAAAGAGAGUUUGGAGCAGCUUGUGGCUGUGUAUUCCAACUAUAUCUCGAGGUAUGUCGAGUUCAUGAAUAAUCUGAUCGGGAUGCAACGACGUGUGAGCACACUACGGUUCGAAAGAAUGACAUUGAUCAAGUAUGUGAAGAAAUUGCGGUUUAUGAAUGAUAUUCUGCAUUCAUGGAAGGUGGAAUUGAGUGGAUCGAGCUCUAAUGACGGGAUGACGCUGCGUGAGGCGAUUGAUCCCUUAGGGUCGUAUCUGAUCAAGGUAUUUGAAGUUCUGGACCUGCUAAACUUUUACAUUACACAGCCAUUGAGAGGCGAGACUAUAUCCAAGACGUUGAACGAAGACCUUGUCCUGUCAGAAGAGACAAUUGAAUGCAUUAAUGAGACUUACAGAGUGUACGUGAAGGGUAUCCAGUGGCUGGUUGAAUCCAUUGGGGGUCCCGGUGAAGGAGAGGACAAGAAGUAUCCGCAUCUCGUGAUGGAAUUGGUUGAGUUUGCCAGAAAGUGUGCCAUUGAAGAUGGGGUCGACAUGACCAACAGCGAGGACAUAUUGUUGCAAGACGUGGCGGUGGUAGACUCUGGGGAAGAGUUCCAUGAGCUUUUGUGCGAUUGGACCUCGAUUCUGGGCGAGAAAGGUACUGAGUUGAAAGAACUGUUCAACCAGGACUCAACGAAAUGGGCAUCUGUAACUAAGAAGAAAUGA